AUGCCCUCCCAGAAAAAGCGUGGUCGACCACGAAAAGACAACGAUGAUCCAGCAGAGCCGCAAGAAGAGCGGCGUCGGAAACAGAUCCGCCUAGCACAGCGUGCGUACCGGGAGCGGGAAAAAGGUGUCCUUUCACAGCAUGAGAUACGAAUUGCGCAGUUGGAGACGUCAAUCAAGCAAAUGAACAGGGCCAUUUCAUCGUUCGGCGAGCAGUUGGCAAAGAGCCGAGUCCUGGCAUCCCACACCAACCUCCAAGAUCAGCUGCUCAAGACCGUCGCGACAUGCAAGUCCAUUAUUGAACACAGUGGGCUAGCAACAGAAGAGGGACAGCUCACUCCGUCCACGGAAAAUGAUGAAUCCCCCCUGUCGCAAGCAGAGCUGGGGAGAAUCUCUAAUCCAAGCCCAUCAGUUCAACUUCAGGGGCGACAGAGAUACCCGUCACUUAUUUCAUCCCCCUUGGUUGACAUCUCCCUUCAGGAUUUCUCGUCGCCCCUGGGCCACGGAUCGUCUCUCUUGUUCGAUAAUGUGACUACCACAACGAUGCCCACUGUAGAUCUAUCGCUAUUCAUCCGCCAGCUACGUAUUGCAAGUAUGUACCACGCGUUCUUCUCGCUGCGCGAUUCCUCUCAAAAGCUGGACGAUCUACGAAAGAAGUUCCGAUUCCUGUUUAGCAUACUGAGUCGCGAAGAUCUGACUUCAUACUUUGAGGCCGGGCUAGUUGCUAAGAUCCACCCAGAACGCAUGCUAGAGUGGGAAGAGCUUCCUUUUUUCCAUGUAGGCGGUGCAGGAUCGCAUUUUCUCCAGUCGUCGCGCUCUCUAUACGAAAACAAAUACCCGGUCAGAGAAGAUCCGCUCUCCGAGUUUCCUUCGGAUAUUCAAGACGAAAUGGAUGGGAGGUGGUACGAUAUUAAGGACCUCGAAGGGUUUAUCCAAGAGCGUGGGGUUCAGCUGCUGGCAGACUCACCCACGGUGUCGAGACAGGGUUUAACGAAUCCAACCGCCGUCAGUGCCUCUGGUCUGAUCAAAGGUAUUUUUCCUUCGUUUAUACGUGGUUUCAAGAGUGAUUUCUGA
Messenger RNA from Penicillium nucicola, 1071 nucleotides. Its product is annotated as bZIP transcription factor. Gene Ontology annotation, biological process: regulation of DNA-templated transcription. The transcript is spliced from 2 exons. Bases 1 to 1071 code for a protein of 356 amino acids. The record is from RefSeq and is a predicted model, not a curated record. Gene Ontology annotation, molecular function: DNA-binding transcription factor activity. NCBI's taxonomy places the organism in Eukaryota, Fungi, Ascomycota, Eurotiomycetes, Eurotiales, Aspergillaceae.